Molecule: messenger RNA, 3925 nt
Organism: Saccostrea echinata
Lineage: Eukaryota; Metazoa; Mollusca; Bivalvia; Ostreida; Ostreidae
Product: protein SSUH2 homolog
Exons: 13
Coding region: 42-1517 (491 amino acids)
Source: RefSeq, a predicted model, not a curated record
AAAAGUUGUGGUAUAAUUAAGUUACACACUCCUCAACUACGAUGCCUGAAGUUCCAUAUUCAAAGUUUAAAGCUGAAGAAGCAGCAAGUAAUCAAGGGGGAUAUGGAGCACAGCCACAAGGUGGGGGAUACCCACCACAAGGAGGAUAUCCCCCUCAGGGAGGGUAUCCUGGAGGUGGAGUGCAACCACAAGGAGGGGGAUACCCAGGAGCAUACCAAGGAGGUGGUCCCCCACCAGCUGGAGCUUACCAAGGAGGUGGUCCCCCACCAGCCGGGGCUUACCAAGGAGGUGGUCCCCCACCAGCUGGGGCUUACCAAGGAGGUGGUCCCCCACCAGCUGGGGCUUACCCGCCACAAGGAGGAGCUCCCCCUCCUGCAGGGUCUGUUCCAAAGUAUUCAGGGGAAAUGCCAGAUGAUGAUGUCAUGGAUGACCCAAACCGAGGAGAAACACAGCCUACAGCGCCCCCUUUGGAGAAGAUGGAUCACAUAGGAGGUUACAAUAAUAUCGGCUUUAGUGCCCACCUUCUUCCUCCACCAUCAUAUGAUGAGGCCACAAAACCCCAGCCACCAGAGGAGAGACAGGCCAUCCAAAAUGUCCCCACUAUUACAGAACAGGAUGCCAGGGAGGCACUUUUAGGUUAUGUGGCAGAACACUGUUGCUAUGGUAAAGGGGCUGCCGAAGAUCUCAGAUUUACUGACCUCAUAUCCACAAGCGCAUUUCACUAUACUCUAGAAUCCUUUGGAGAAGGUAGAUCUACCUGCUGGGCAUAUGAACCAUAUUCAGGCCAGCCAAUAGAUGGACCACACAAUGGCCCAGCUCCAGGCCCCUGGGACAUACAGGCCUCACCCCAAACAAUGUUUCAGAACUCAGAACAAAAUUUUGAAGUGCCACACACCGCUUCUGUCAAACCCUGUCAUGAUUGUUUUGCCACAGGCUAUGUCAGAUGUCACAGAUGUUUUGGCCGUGGGAGGGUAAGAUGCAACCAUUGCCAUGGAAGUGGUCAUGUGACUCGUUACCAUAAUGGCGAACACAGGCAUGAGCGAUGUCAUUGGUGCCAUGGAUGUGGAAGACGAGAGUGUUACACUUGUCAUGGACAUGGAAUGGUGGUGUGCAAGACAUGUGCUGGGCUUAGAAACUUAAAAUGCUAUAUCAAACUUACUGUCAAAUGGACAAACCAUGUCAACGAUCACAUUGUGGAGCGUACCCCUCUCCCUGAUCAUCUGAUAAGAAAUGUGUCGGGACAGAUUGCUUUUGAGGAAACUAAUGUCAAGGUUUGGCCAAUCAACCACUUCCAUGAAAGAGAAAUUAAUGAAGCCUCAGUGCGCUUGAUCAACAAUCACCAGUUCCCCUCUGAACGUAUUCUGAUGCAGAGACACAGAGUAAGAAUAGUGCCUGUCACCCAGUGUAUGUACAAAUGGAAGAAUACAGAGUCAGACUUCUUUGUUUACGGAUUUGAACACCACUGUUAUGCACCAAACUACCCUCAAACCUGCUGUUGUGGGUGUUCAAUCCUGUAAUCAGUCUGUCACCAACCAGACUAAGGACAGAUUAUUCUAUCAUAAUAUUCUAGAAUAUUCUCAAAAGUGCUAGAGUAAUGUAGUGGACAGAUUUUUUAGAUCACCUGAGUCAUUCUGGUGAUGAAUUGCUAUCCAAUUCUGUCCAACCCCCCCCCCCCCCCCCCCCCCCCCCCCCCCCCCGUAACAUUGAUGAAUAUUUUCACCUUCUUUUCAAGCUUUGAAAUGGCUGAACAAAUUCCAGUCAAUUACAUUUAGAGCAUCUAUAUGUACAUGUAUAUGUGAAUCACCAUGUCUGCUCAUAUACAUGUACCAAAAUGUAUACCUUUCUAACAAUAGUAUAAUGGAAAAUGAUAAGACAAUUGUAUGGAAUACAAAGCUUAUCAGUGAAUAAUUAAGAUCGUUUUUGCAAGUUUAAAGUCAUUUUUAUUUCAAGAGGGAAACUUUUUUGUAUUUUACCCUCAUGUAAGAGAAACAUAAAAUUAAAAAAAGAAAACUUUAGGGUAGCCAUAUGAUAUGUAUGAUGUAAAGACAUAUAUUUUGUAUAUAUGAUGUAGAAACAAUCAGAUGAAAAUCAUAUUCUUUGAGCCACUUAAGUAAAUCACUGCUUUGGAGUAGCAUCAAAGGAUAUGAUUUUCAUCAGACUGGAUGUAGAGAUAGCUUAUGUCUUUAAAGGAAUAGUGAAAUGUUCAUGAUACCCAGGUUACCACCAGGGCCAAUUUUCCUCUUGCUUUUAUCUUAUAAAUGUUUAUAGUAUUGGUGUAAUUAUUUUAAGUGCAAUAUUAUUACAUACUGUGGAAUCGUUAGAUUUCAUGGUGGCUUUAUUUUCGAGGAAUUCAUGGGUACCUCUCAUCCAUGAAUAAACAUCCUCCACAAAUUAAUAAACUAUGCUCACAAAGUCAUAUUUCCAUUUUUAGGUAUAUGAGAAUACACGAAAUUAUGCCCUCAAGAACCUUUAAAAUUUAAGCAAUCAACGAAAAUUGGCCCUCACGAAUUUUAAGGAUUCCACAGUAUGGACAAGUAUUUUUAAAAAAGAUUGAUAAUUGAAAGAUUCACAGAUUGAAUUAAAGGUUGUCAGAUAUAUUGAUUGAUGUGUCUCUGAAGGUUAAACUUUGUCUGCAUUUACUGCAUCCCUCCAGCUAUACUAUAUACCUCGGUGAUAUCCUGUGAAGGACUGUUUCCCAGUCCGGGCAGUUUAUGAAUCUAUUUCAGUUAAAAUUGAAUACAUGAAUCAGCCACAUACUGUAUACAGGGACAUUUUCGCCCCCGUUUUAUUUUCACCCCUUUCGCCCUACUCAUCACUGGGCAAAUUUAAAAUGGGGCGAAUUCAAAGAACACAAUAUAAUAUCAUAAACAGAACUGUGACUGGGCGAAUUAAAAAUGGGACAAAAUUGAAAGUGUGAAAGGAUGAAAAUAACACGGGGCAAAAAUUACCCUGUAUACAGUAUUUAAAUUUUUUUUUUUUAUGUAUUUGCCAUAAUGAUAAUAAUAAUAGUAUUUCGUUGCAAGAAUAACCUUUUUUAUUAUUUAAAAAUUUAUAAUGUAUAAGUUAGAUUAUAGGAUUUAAGACUUUACUUUUUAGACACAUUGAAAAUCUCUUGUAAUUUGAAAAGUUUGAUACCUGCGCAUUUAGUUAUCAGCUGAUAAUAAUUGUUUGGCAUUUCAAAUUUGUGUGUGAUAUGAUACCUGCAAGAGGCAUCUGCUGAAAGUAACUGUACAAACAAAACGUGUUAUCAUCACAUAAAACCUUGAAGUACUAGUAUAUCUGUACAAUACAUGUACAUGGAUGGGAACAGUUGUGAGUUAUACCUUUACAAAGUAUAUUAAGGUCUUCGUAUGCUUACAUAAACAUGUAUUAUAUAAAUAGUGUUAAGUCAUGAAAGGUUGUUGUUAUGUUGUUGUGUUGUAAGAAAAAAGCAAUAUAAUUGUCCUUUUUAAUCUUGCAGUAUUUAUAUUUAAGAGUUAUUCUCUGUAAGACUUUCCCUCAUAUGAGAGCUGUCAGAUGGCACAUACAAUAUUUUUUUACAGCGUGAGUAGAAACAAGGUAUCAUGGUUUUGUGUAAGUGAUCAAUUUGGUAUUUUUGGUCUUUGUUUGGGAUCACUAAAGAUUCAAAGAAGCUGAAAAUCUCAAUUUCCAAAUUUUUCUGUGUAAGUCCAUGCACCUAAGACACAUAGCUACCAUAUUUUAUUUGAUAUAUGUUCUGAAGUUGGCCCAUGAUAAUGAGCAAAGUUUAAUUUAAAAAAAAAAGUCUAUCUGUGACUGUGCUUGCUCAAAAGUGUAAGUACAUGUACUUGCAAAGAAUUGGUUAUUGGAGAAAAUUGUCUGUUUGUAUUGACCCCAUAUUUUGUGUAUUUUUGAUUCUGCUUGUUUAUACAUUUAAUUUUUAUGUUACAGUAAAAGCUAAUAAAAA